CUGUAGGACCAGGUACGCUGAGUUGGAACUUGGACACCACCAGGUACACUGAGUUGGACACCAUGCCGGCGGUUGCCUCCGUUUUGAGUCUGCGCACACACAGUUCAGCUACUUUUCUGAGAGCAAAAUCGUUCUCCAAUUCAGGCAGCAAGGAUUGUAUGCAGGCUGGUGCAGCUAUCGUGCGAAGGUGUGCUCGCUCUUUUCUCCGGACACCCCCAAAGCAGACGAGGACUGUCUUAAGUACCUCUCGCCCCUUCCGCAGCAGUGAGACACUUUCUGGACAGGGAUUGAGACCUUCGCAAGCGAGCAUCGUGCCCACUUCGCUGUUCGCUGCUCUGCCCAGCAUGGCCCCCAAUGUCGAGCGUACGCAGAUGACAGUAGCCACCCAAGCGGCUGCUGAGCCCGUAGAGAAGAAAGAGGCUCCAAAGCCGAUCUUUUUGAAAGACUAUAGGGCACCGGAUUAUCUUUUUGACAAGGUCAAUCUGACUUUUGAGCUGGGUGAAGACUACACGACUGUCACUUCGAGCAUCCUGGUGCGGCCCAGCCACUCAGGUGGCAGCCCUCCUCUGAUCCUGGAUGGGGCUGAGCCCAAGGACCUGGAGCUGGUGAAUGUCAAGGUGAACGGGAAGGCGCUGCAGACGGGCGACUUCGAGCGCAGCCAGAAGAAGUUGACCAUCGUCUCCCCGCCCGCGGAGGCGUACACCCUGGAGAUUGAAACCAAGAUCCAGCCCCAGAACAACACCGCACUAGAGGGCCUGUAUAAGACGAGUGGCAACUUCUGCACCCAGUGCGAGGCGGAGGGCUUCCGGCGCAUCACCUUCUACCAGGACCGCCCCGACGUCAUGGCCCGCUACACGGUGCGCAUCGAGGGUGACGCGGCGCGCUACCCGGUGCUGCUGUCCAACGGCAACCUGGCGGAGCAGGGCGAUCUGGAAGGGGGCCGCCACUACGCGGUGUGGGAGGACCCCUUUGUGAAGCCGUGCUACCUGUUCGCCCUGGUGGCGGGCCAGCUGACGCACACGGAGGACAAGUUCGUGACCAUGUCCGGCAAGGAGGUCACUCUCCGAAUAUACGUCCAGGAGCACAACAAGGACAAGACUGCCUAUGCCAUGCGCUCGCUGCAAGCCGCCAUGAAGUGGGAUGAGGAUACUUUCGGCCGGGAGUACGAUCUGGAUCUGUUCAACAUCGUGGCUGUCGACGAUUUCAACAUGGGUGCGAUGGAGAACAAGUCGCUGAACAUCUUCAACUCGCGGCUGGUGCUGGCCACCCCCGAGACGGCCACCGACGGCGACUACACGUCCAUCGAGGGCGUCGUCGGCCACGAGUACUUCCACAACUGGACCGGCAACCGCGUCACCUGCCGCGACUGGUUCCAGCUCUCCCUCAAGGAGGGCCUGACUGUCUACCGUGAUCAAGAAUUCACGUCCGACAUGACGAGCCGCGCGGUGACGCGCAUUGGGGACGUGCAGCGGCUGCGCAUGGCGCAGUUCCCGGAGGACGCAGGGCCCAUGGCGCACCCCGUGCGGCCACAGUCGUACAUCAAGAUGGACAACUUCUACACGCUGACCGUCUACGAGAAGGGCGCGGAGGUGGUGCGCAUGUACGAGACGCUGCUGGGCAAGGCCGGCUUCCGCAAGGGGAUGGACCUCUACUUCGAGCGCCACGACGGGCAGGCCGUCACCUGCGACGACUUUCUGGCCGCCAUGCGCGACGCCAACGGCGCGGACCUGGGCACCUUCCCGCUCUGGUACCAGCAGGCCGGCACGCCGCGGCUGAGCAUCACCACGCACUACGACGAGGCGGCCAAGACGUUCACGCUCACCACCAAGCAGGAGGUCCCACCCAGUGCGGGCCAGCCCGUGAAGCAGCCCAUGCUGCUGCCGGUCACGGUCGGCCUGCUCGGGCCGGACGGCGCCGACCUGCCCCUCUCCUCCGUCAACGGGCGGCCGCUGGCGGGGCCGGACGGAGCAGCGCCCACGUCCACGGUGCUGCGCGUGGACCAGGCAGAGCAGACGUUCACGUUCGACAACAUCCCGGCGCGGCCAGUGCCGUCCCUGCUGCGCAACUUCAGCGCGCCGGUGCGGCUGACCUCUGACGUGACGGACGAGCAGCUCAUCUUCCUGCUGGCGCACGACUCGGACCCGUUCAACAGGUGGGAGGCGGCCCAGACGCUGGCGCGCAAGCUGAUGCUGGACCUGGUGGGCAAGGCCCAAAAGGGGGACACCCUGCAGCUGGCCCCCGCCUUUGUGGCCGCGCUGAAGGACGUCCUCACGGACGCGGCUCUUGAUAAGGCCUUCAUUGCGCGCGCCAUCAGUUUGCCGUCCCAGAGCGAGCUGGCGGACAUGAUGGCGGUGGCGGACCCUGACGCCAUCCACGCGGUGCACAAGUUCGUGACGCGCACCAUUGCGGCCGAGCUGCGCGCCGAGCUGCAGCACGCCGUGGACAGCAACCGCACCCGCGACGCCUACAGCCCCGACACCGCCAGCAAGGCGCGGCGCGCGCUCAAGAACACGGCGCUGGGCUACCUGGCCAGCCUGAACGAGGCGGACAUCACAGACAUGGCGCUCGCGGACUUCAGGAGUUCCACCAACAUGACGGACCAGCUGGCGGCCCUGGCGGCCCUGGCUGUCAACCCCGGGGAGGCGCGCGACACGGCGCUGGCGGAGUUCUACGAGCAGUGGAAGGGCGACGGCCUGGUCAUGAACAAGUGGCUCGGCAUCCAAGCUGCGUCGUCCCUGCCAGGCAACGUGGCGCACGUGCGUUCGCUGCUGGAGCACCCCGCGUUCGACAUGAAGAACCCCAACAAAGUGUACGCCCUCGUUGGUGGCUUUGCCAGUGCCGCCGUCAACUUCCACGCGCGGGACGGCAGCGGGUACGAGUUCCUGGCGGAGCAGGUGCUCAAGCUGGACAAGAUCAACGCACAGGUGGCGUCCCGCAUGGUCAGCGCGUUCACCCGGUGGCGCCGCUACGACGACGACAGGCAGAGCAAGGCCAAGGCUCAGCUAGAACGGAUUGUACGGACAGAGGGGCUGUCCGAGAAUGUGUACGAGAUUGUUUCCAAGAGUUUAGAGCCUGCGUCCUAGGAGCAAGUCUGGAGCCUCAUCAUGUGACUCACUGCAUUUUUACGCUGUUGACAUUCAUAAUGAAAGGCCGUCAACCCAUCUUAGAGGCCUGAGUUGAGCUCUAUUUUGAUGCGGAGAAUUCUUUUCAGGCAAUGAACAGAUUACGCUUUCCACGACGCGUUUCUUCUUCUUGGAUACUACAGAACCCCUAGUGCAGGCUCGCGCUUUGAGACAGUCUAAUGACACUGGUUCGUCCUUAGAGGGAGUGUGAUUCACAUGCGUCAAGUUGCAACGUGGAUACAGCGGCG
This is a messenger RNA of Klebsormidium nitens, 3370 nucleotides long. The record is from the annotation of a GenBank genome assembly. Lineage: Eukaryota; Viridiplantae; Streptophyta; Klebsormidiophyceae; Klebsormidiales; Klebsormidiaceae.